AUGACGACAGCAGACCCAACGACUACACUCCAACAACAACAGAAAACAACAACAACAACAACAGCAACACCAACAACAACUACAACAUCUACCCCAAGCACCACCCCCGUUUAUGCAACCACCACGCCUAGCCCCUGUGUCCCUAAUCCGUGCUUCAACAGUGCUACGUGUUCCUUUCUCGGUGGAGUAGUUACCUGCACUUGUCUGACUGGAUUUUCCGGACCGAAAUGCAAUGUUCUGACUUCGGCUGGGACCAUCUCUAUUGUACUCAACCGCUUGAAGAAUGUCACUCUUGCAGAAGACCAGGCAGAAGAAAUAUCGAAAAGCGUGUUAGGUGCCACCAGUUCCCUCGUGACUUCCAUGUCGUCUGUCUCAUGUGAGGGUCAGGUUACGGACAACAUUUGCCAGCAAGACAAUCUGCAAAACUUCAUAGAAGACGUAGAGACCAGCAUAUUCUCUGUCGCAGAAGUGGUUGCAGAGACAGGUGACAAUACACACAACAACACAGUCAUCAGGUCGGUUCGACAAAGUUCCGGAAGACAAUCUGCACGAUCUGUACGCGCAUGUCUCGGGUUCGACCCUACAAGAGAAGACUGUGUCCAGCUCAGACAUCGUGGUCCAGAUGAAUGGAGACGAAGUCCAGCUGCAGGUGUUCAACGCCCAGACUCACGGGAAGGUGCUUUAUCUCUCUGCAUUUCGUCAGUCGACCCGUCAGGACAUGUGAAGUUCACGUCCAACUUCUUCGGUUCCUUCUCGCUCAGUCAAAUGGUUAUCUUACCCAACACCAUCGACUUCAGCGCCCUCUUCGCCAACUUUUCCGACCGGCUCAAAGACAGUCCUUACGUGUUGGCCUUGAACUUGCUCAUUUUGGCCUUGACCGUCCUAGGGGUCAUGUUAGUGAGGAGAAUGGAUAAAGCAGAUUACAGCGCGUGGUCCUAUCUGCCCCUUGUAGGGAACAAGCAAACAGACCAAUGGCAUUACGCCGUGUCUGUGUAUACUUCUAUGGGCUCUGUCCCGCGAUUGGACGCCCUCCCCUACUGUGUUUUGAUUGGUCAGUAUGGACAGACUCCGCCCACACUCUUGUACGAUGGCGUCAGAGAG
This is a messenger RNA of Aplysia californica (California sea hare), 1101 nucleotides long. RefSeq names its product putative GPI-anchored protein pfl2. Lineage: Eukaryota; Metazoa; Mollusca; Gastropoda; Aplysiida; Aplysiidae. The record is from RefSeq and is a predicted model, not a curated record. Gene Ontology annotation, molecular function: protein binding.